UAGGCUUCAUGGAGGGUAGGGGGGUGGGGGGAGACUGCUAUAUAUAAGGUUCCGGGAGGCCGAACACCCACACUUGCCUCAGGGCCUCGUUAUCACGGUAACUCGUUACUCUGAGCAUAAUGCUGUGUAUUGUAGUGGUGACUAUGGUGGUGGCGGCGUCGCUGGCCCGCCCUCACGACGACACCAGGGACUGCCACACUUACUGCGUCAAACCUGAAGGGCGCCACAGAGGCUCGACAUACUGCUGUGGCCCAGAUCAAGUUCCAUACUUGAAGGAAGAAAAACAUCGUGGCGUGUGUGAAGCUCCUCUGAAACGUUGCUCGAAGCGUCCUGCUGCUCGAACCAAGAUGUGCCCGCAUGAUGGCCACUGUCCGACGAACCAAAAGUGCUGCUUCGACACGUGUCUCGACUACCAUACUUGUAAACCUCCACUUGGGCUCUGACUCCUCCCGCACAAGAUUUGUUUUUUUUAAACUAGUAUUAUAGGUAUAAUCUUUGUUCUAUUAAAAUUUAAACUUAAA
Procambarus clarkii (red swamp crayfish) is the source of this 521-nucleotide messenger RNA. RefSeq lists its product as uncharacterized. Gene Ontology annotation, cellular component: extracellular region. The record is from RefSeq and is a predicted model, not a curated record. Gene Ontology annotation, molecular function: peptidase inhibitor activity. NCBI's taxonomy places the organism in Eukaryota, Metazoa, Arthropoda, Malacostraca, Decapoda, Cambaridae.